Messenger RNA from Cladophialophora psammophila CBS 110553, 2076 nucleotides. RefSeq lists its product as uncharacterized. Gene Ontology annotation, biological process: deadenylation-independent decapping of nuclear-transcribed mRNA; P-body assembly. Gene Ontology annotation, molecular function: mRNA binding. Lineage: Eukaryota; Fungi; Ascomycota; Eurotiomycetes; Chaetothyriales; Herpotrichiellaceae. Gene Ontology annotation, cellular component: P-body. The record is from RefSeq and is a predicted model, not a curated record. The transcript has 2 exons. Bases 1 to 2076 code for a protein of 691 amino acids.
AUGGCCUCCGACUUUGUCGGCUACACCAUCUUGGUCACGCUGCAGAAUCCUCCGCAUGCCCAGGUCCAGGGUGUUGUGGCCAAUGUCGUCAAUCAGAAGCUCUUCUUGCACAAUGUACUUCUAUGGAAUGGCCAGCGGCUCCCCUCAUACGCCAUUGAGUCCUCCGCCAUCGCAGACCUCGAAGUGUCACCUUCCCAACCAUCCACCGUCGAAGAGGAGGAAUUGACUACACCAGUCGCCGCCGCCGCGGCCGAAUCCCAGAAACCUCUAUUUGCCUCAGCCCUGCGACAGCAACAAAAUGCGCCCGCGUUCGUCGACCCCGCCAUCAUCAGCUACACAAAACCGCCAGCCAAAGUUGCAACAAUGCCGGCAGUCGUCCAGCCCCCGCAGCCAGUGUCUCCGAUUAUGAUUGCUGAUGGGGUCGUGAGCAGCCCAUCUAUACGCUGGCCACGCAAUGGCAACAUGGGUAACAGUUCCGUAUCUAGUAUCGCUACGGCUGUCCCUAAAAAGACCGAGAAAAGGAACACUCCCGCCAGUGCCACUCUUACAGAGCCGUUUGAUGCGUUGAGUCUGGGGAACAAUGUUGCCGGUCCAAAAUCGACGCCAGCGGCCAUCAAUCAGCAGAAGACGCAACACGUACCGUCACAAACCGGCCCAGGCAUCAUUGACAUGAAAGAUAUCAACAACGGCCCGCUAAAAGGUCAGAAGAAAGCAGGAAAAGGCAAGGGCUGGCGCCAGACUCCAUUUGUAGAGGAAGUCCCUCGACAACCUAGAAAGAAGGCUCAGAGGGGUCGGAAACCCGCCGAAGAGAUCAAUGGCUGGGCUACCGAGGAUGCCACCGACAUCCAGGAUAUGGGUGAUUUUGACUUUGAAUCAAAUCUAUCCAAAUUCGACAAGCGGCGAGUCUUUGACGCCAUCCGGCAAGCAGACACCACGGCGGAAGCUGACCGGCUGGUGAGCUUUAAUCGCAGGGCUCGACCUGGUACCAAUGGAGGCCGAAACCUGCAUUUCACCGAAAAUGUUCUGGACAUUCCAGAUGGAAAAGACAAGGAUCGGUGGAAGAGCGAAGCUGGGGAAACCGAAGAUGAGUCGCUCGGGGGAGAGGGCCAUUACAGCAGCGGCCGAGGGUCUAAGAGAGCCGGCUCUCGACGGCCGCUUGGUUCGAGAAAGGGCAGUGUCAUACCCCCACACAUUGAUCGAACAGAUUCGCCCCGGCCUUUGGCUCGGAUCCAGACCUCAUCACCCCUCAAUGGAUCAGUGUCUGGCAUUCGUGGGACCUUCAAACUUCCCAACAACAAGCCGUGUCAUUGCCUGUCACCACUGCAGAUGCUUGAGAUUGAGCAACUCUGCACUUCGGAACUCGGCCUCACCGAAGACAUGCUCUCGGAGAAUGCAGGACGGAGUAUAGCAAUGGCGGUAUUCAAGAUCCCCGAGGUUAGAAGUGUGGUGUUUCUAGUGGGCAACCACAAAUCCGGUGCUAGAGCCAUCGUCGCAGCCAGACAUCUGCGAAACCGGAGGCUCAGGGUUACCAUUGUCAUCCUUGGGGGCGAGCGUGAAGAACUUCUUCUGGAGGUGAUGAGAAAGCAACUCAGCAUUUAUAAGAAGGGCCAAGGGUACGUGGAUCGCUGGGAUGAAUAUCAAACCAAAGCCAGUGCAGGCGGCCCUACCCCCGAUGUGGUUGUGGAUGCUCUGCUUGGAGUGCACGCCACAUUCGAAGAACUGCGGACGGAUGAUCAAGCAACUGUCCUGGAGAUGAUUCGUUGGGCCAAUCGCAGCUCUCUCGUCCUCUCCAUUGACGUGCCCAGCGGCUUAUCUGCCACUUCCGGGCUAUUGACAGAAGUGGAUGGGCAGCCGCUCGUUAUGAACAGUAAGCAUAUCGUCAGUCUGGGGGCUCCGAAGACGGGUCUUGCACAUGGAAUGGCUCUUGAUGGAGGCGUGGAGCCUACCUGGCAGGUCUGGGUAGCUGAUAUCGGCAUAACAGCUGCGGCGUGGCAGAAGCACGGGUCUCGCAGGAACCACGGAACAGAUUUUGGGACGGAGUGGGUUGUCCCUGUCAAGUUUGUGGUGGGUGCAUAA